This is a messenger RNA of Suricata suricatta (meerkat), 3950 nucleotides long. RefSeq names its product coiled-coil domain containing 80 (gene CCDC80). The record is from RefSeq and is a predicted model, not a curated record. The transcript is spliced from 10 exons. NCBI's taxonomy places the organism in Eukaryota, Metazoa, Chordata, Mammalia, Carnivora, Herpestidae. The coding region runs from base 922 to 3789 and encodes 955 amino acids.
GCUACACACCUCCACAUGUCCAAGUGCCAACUUUACUUUCCAACAGAUUCAGUGAAAUUGGAGGCUUGUGGUUUCUUUCCAGAAGAAGAAAGGAACCAUGGGACACUUGUUUAUAAGUUGCCUGCUGUCUAUCUGGCAGUGAGUAAAGACACAGCUCUGAUUUGGGAACAAAUUGUCCAUGAAACUGACCAGACAAAGUGGCUGCUGUUGUUUGAGUUUGGCUUGGAUCAAAACUGAGGUUGUCCUGGCAUUUCUGGGACCUAGUCCAGGCAAGAGGAAGAAGAAAAAGAAGGAGAAGGAAAAGAAGAGGGAGAAAAAAAAGGUGGGGAGAAAUAAAGGGAGGAGAGAAGCACAGGAAAAGAAAAAAGUCCUUUUUCAACAUCACAUUCCUGUGUUUUCCCUCAGCCUGGAAAACAUAUUAAUCCCAGUGCUUUUACGCUUGGAAACAAAGAGACUAAGCCAGACUGUGGGGAAAGGGUGAUAAGAAGGAUCCUGGAACUCUAAAGAGAGAAAGAACAAGAUUCAGGAAUAGCUGGGACUCCACUUUCAGGGGUGCCCCGUGUUGUCGGCACAGGGGACAGGCACAGGCAGACACACAAGACCGCGCAGAAACUACAGACAAAUGGAGAGGCAACUACUUACAAGGACAGCUCCUUUCACCUCAUCCUACUUGUCAAGAAGGUGAAAGGACAGCCAGAGGAAAGAAGAAAGCAGCUCAGCCCUCAGGUCAGGACAGGCUGUGAGUCGGUGGCGCCUUUGGGAGCUGGAGCUGCAGCACACCCCCUUUGUACUGCUCAGCCUGCAAAGGAGAAAGAGGCUUGGGAAAAGUAUUUCAUCUAGGAAACUGUCCUGGGACCACACUUCAGAUUGCCUUUUAAACCCUCUGCAUUCCAUCUCCAUGAGCCACAAUUGGAUUGCACAAUGACAUGGAGAAUGGGACUCAGUGUUACCAUGCUGUUUGCAAUGUGGCUGGUGUGUGGAUCAGAACCCCACCUCCAUGCCAUGCAUGGGGGGAGCCACGGAGGGCGGAAGGUGCUUCUGGUCCCCCCAGUCCACAGAAGGCCAACUCGGCUUCUGAGGCACACAGCAAAGGCUCAGGGACUGGAGAGCACCACUCUGGAAGAACCAAAGCUUCCGCCUCUCCAAAGGAGGAGGAGCGUGCCAGUGCUGAGGGUAGCUCCUGCCACGGCCCCAUCGGCCCCGCCAAGCCGCAGGAGCGCCCCAGGGAGACCGAGGCAGAGACCCGGAGUCCCCAAUUCUCCCCGUGAAAUGAUCCGAGAUGAGGGGUCCGCGGCUCGCUCGAGAACGCUGCGCUUCCCCUCCGGGUCCAGCUCUCCCAACAUCCUUGCCAGCUUCGCGGGGAAGAGCAGGGUAUGGGUCAUCUCGGCGCCGCACGCCUCGGAGGCCUACUUCCGCCUCAUGAUGAGCCUCCUGAAGGACGACGUGUACUGCGAGCUGGCGGAGAGGCACAUCCAGCAGAUCGUGCUGUUCCACCAGGCGGGCGAGGAAGGAGGCAAGGUGCGCAGGAUCACCAGCGAGGGCCGCGUCCUGGAGCAGCCCCUGGACCCCAACCUCGUCCCAAAGCUGAUGAGCUUCUUGAAGCUGGAGAAGGGCAAGUUCGGCAUGGUGCUGUUGAAGAAGACGCUGCAGGUGGAGGAGCGCUACCCCUACCCGGUCCGGCUGGAGGCCCUGUAUGAGAUCAUCGACCAGGGCCCCAUCCGCAGGAUCGAGAAAAUCAGGCAGAAGGGUUUUGUCCAAAAAUGUAAGGCGUCUGGGGUGGAGGGGCAGGUGGUGGAGGAGGGGAGCAAUGGCGGAGGGGCCGGAAGGCCAGGCCUGAGCGGAGACAAGAGGAAAGAGGACCAGCGGAGAGCGCAAGUCCUGCCCACCAGGGAGAGCCGGGCGAAGGUGCCCAGGAAGCCGGCCACCAGCACGGCCGCUGCUCCCCCACCUCCUCCAACCCCAAAGGCCACCACCCUGCCUCCCGCUGCAGCCCCAACAGUGACCCGGGCCACCUCUCGGAUGGUCACUGUGGCUGCAAGGCCGACAACCACCACGGCCUUUCCGACCACCCAGAGGCCCUGGACAGCCAGGGUGCACCCCUCUUCAGAUGCCCACCGGCCUCCAGCAACUGCUGAGGUGGCCACGGCCAGGGAGCCCGGGCCCUCGGAGAAUCUCUACCCGCACCCCAGGAAGGAGCAGCCCAGGGAGAGGCUGCACACCACCAGGAGGCCCAGCAAGGCCACCAGCUUGGACAACCUCACGGCUGCCCCUCCCACCACCGUCCCGGAGCCCAGCACUCGGGCCAGCGCCGGCCGGCUCCGGGACAACCGCACAGACCGGCGGGAGCACGGCCACCGCGAGCCAAAUGUGGUGCCAGGUCCUCACAAGCCCGCGAAGGGGAAACCUCCCAAAAAGAAGGCCCAGGACAAAAUCCUCAGCAAUGAGUAUGAGAGUAAAUAUGACCUCAGCAGGCCUACUGCCUCUCAGCUGGAGGAGGAGUUGCAGGUGGGGAAUAUUCCCCCCCAGAAAACAAAGGAAUCUAAAAAGCAUGAGAAGCUGGAGAAACCUGAGAAGGAGAAGAAAAAAAAGGUGAAAACUGAGAAAACAGACAAGUUACUCAAGAGUGAAAAGCAAGCGAAGAAGGAUAAGGCUGAGAAAAAGAGCCGACAGGAGAAAGAGAAGAGCAAGAAGAAAAAGGCAGGGAAAACAGAACAGGAUGGCUACCUGAAACCCACCACAAAACACUUCGAUCCGAGUCCCCGGAAGUCCGUGACUGAGCUGCUGGGCUCCUUUGAAGGCAAACGGCGGCUUCUUCUUAUCACCACUCCUAAGGUUGAGAACAACAUGUAUGUGCAACAGCGAGAUGAAUAUCUGGAAAGCUUCUGCAAGAUGGCCACCAGGAAAAUCUCCGUGAUCACCAUCUUUGGCCCUGUCAACAACAGCACCAUGAAAAUCGACCACUUCCAGCUAGAUAAUGAAAAACCUAUGCGAGUGGUGGAUGACGAGGACCUGGUAGACCAGCAUCUCAUUGGUGAGCUGAGGAAAGAGUAUGGAAUGACCUAUAAUGACUUCUUCAUGGUACUCACAGAUGUGGACCUGAGAGUCAAGCAAUACUAUGAGGUGCCCAUAGCAAUGAAGUCUGUGUUCGAUUUGAUCGAUACAUUCCAGUCCCGAAUCAAAGAUAUGGAAAAGCAGAAGAAGGAGGGCAUUGUUUGCAAGGAAGACAAGAAGCAGUCAUUGGAGAACUUCCUGUCCAGGUUCCGAUGGAGGAGGCGGCUGCUGGUGAUCUCUGCCCCCAAUGAUGAAGACUGGGCCUAUUCACAGCAGCUCUCGGCCCUCAGUGGCCAGGCCUGCAAUUUUGGUCUGCGCCAUAUAACCAUUCUGAAACUUUUAGGGGUUGGAGAGGAAGUUGGGGGAGUUUUAGAACUGUUCCCAAUUAAUGGGAGUUCUGUUGUGGAACGAGAAGACAUACCUGCCCAUUUGGUGAAAGACAUCCGUAACUAUUUUCAAGUGAGCCCAGAGUACUUCUCCAUGCUACUAGUUGGAAAAGAUGGCAAUGUCAAAUCCUGGUAUCCUUCCCCAAUGUGGUCCAUGGUGAUUGUGUAUGAUUUAAUUGAUUCAAUGCAACUCCGGAGACAGGAAAUGGCCAUUCAGCAGUCCCUGGGGAUGCGCUGCCCAGAAGAUGAGUACGCAGGCUACGGUUACCAUGGCUACCACCAAGGAUACCAGGAUGGUUACCAGGAUGACUACCGUCAUCAUGAGAGUUACCACCAUGGGUAUCCUUACUGAAUGGAGAUACGUAACCUUAGCCCCAGCCAGUUCCCCCUGCAGCUGUUAAAGCCACAAGUGGCCAGCUAUGUCAAGGAGUUCUUUCACACUGCCUUCAUUCCCUGCCUUUUUCUUUCUGUGUUCUUCCAAGAUUAAAUAAAUAGCAGACUUUUGCCUAUUCA